AGCAGAGCUCUAAACGGACAGAUUACUACCAGAUAGACUGCCGCGUUACAGUGAGCGAUUUUUUAAAAAUUAAUUCCAUUUCUCUUUGGGUCGAUUACGGACUAUAGAGCGACACUAUAGAAUUGCUGGUUAGUUGUGAAGGAGUUUUUGGAGUUUACAUUUUAGUUUAUCGCUUGUUAAAAUUAUUUGAGAGUAUUUGUUUUGACGAAAAUACUGUUUACCGACGGCCUGGUGGAGAAAUCCGUUACCUGAGGAUAACAAAUCAAAGAAAUCUGCUUUAAACGAAUACUUUUACCAGGGAUUCCCCGUUUCCGAAUGAAGGGAUUUGUGCGCAUUUUCGGUUGCAGUCUUUUUAGAAAAUUGGUUGACUCAUCAUCGCAUUGAGUGCCUUCGCCUGGUUUUUGUUUUGAGCUCUCCCAGAAAUGGUGGGACACCUACAUUUACAAGCUAUGGAUGAUAGUCUGAAAGGAAAGAAUCGGGAGGGACUGCUUGACAGUCCGGAUUCGGGACUCCCUCCGAGUCCAAGUCCGCCCUUCUAUUCGCUGUCUCCAGGUCUGCUCGAGUCGCGCUCCGGGAGUUGUUCAACGCCAGUCGAGAACCAUGGAUACUAUAAAAAGGAGAGCAAAGGCAAACUGCUGCCGUACCUUCUCCUGAACUCAACGGGGACGGACCCGAGGACACGCAUGUACCCUGUGUUCUUUGGUGAGAGCAUCGAGGUCAACCCCAAACCUGAAACAGAGAUCAAGUGUAACUCUGAAGUGAAGUACGACUCAGACAGGCACUACCGGGACCAGGUGUACUGCGCUCCCGUUCCCACGGUGACUUCCUACAGCGAGAUGGUGGUGGCCGUGCAGAACUGCACCUGGCGGCGCUACAAGUCCCAGGUGUACCUAGAGCCACGUCAGAGGCCCCUGCACUAUCAAAGCACCACCAUUGUGUACCCCAAACAUGCCAAGAACACUUACCGCACCACGCUCAACUACAACGCGACGGGUUCCCAGCGGUGGUUUGUCUCCACCGUCCAGCUGAAGUCCAGUGAGGGCAGCAGCCCCUGCAUCAUCUACGCUGAGGACCUCUAAACCUGAUCUCAGACCUGACCUGCCUGGCUAUUCCUACUGCUGUGGACUGGAUACACACAGAGGCUGACAGACAGUUGGACACACAGGAAGACUGAUAGACUGAAAUAGACUGACACACAGAGGGUGGUAAUAUUGCAUACUGUAUAAGGAAUAUUGUAGGGGAGUACAUCGAAUCACAAAGGCCUUUAAUGAGUUGUCCUUCAUGUUCGUUAGUCUUGUGGGGCAGAGCGCUGCCAGUCUGCAGCCUCUUCUCUCCAGGAACACCUCUGAUAGUUGAGCAUGACUCUGGGGGUUGAUGGUACCAUGUUACACACCUUAUUUGACUGUAAAGAUUCAUUAUAGAAAUGGACAUAUUCAUGCUCAAAAGCUAACAUGUGAAUCCACACAGAUGCAUGCAAAGCAGUCUAAUAGCUUGAUUGCACUUAUUUUAACAUUGUGUAAGUAUUCUGAAAGAGGGGGAAACCAAAAGAUUGGACCAAAGAUUUUGUUACAAAGAAGAUUUCACCCUCGUAGUAAGUAAUGUCUUUGUCACAUCCUCAUCAGACUCUCAAACACGACUCCUGCAUUAGAUCUACAACACUUCAUCGUUCUCAUCCCAACAACUGUCUUGAGGGUGUCACGAGCACAUCAUUGUCGUAUCUCAAAAGAUGCCCAGUGACGUCAAACUCAUUCUGCGGCUUUGCUGUCUUGCUUUGACAGACACCAAACCACAUCUUCAUGACAAUAGACAUUAGUGACCUCAAACUCUAGAAUGUGCCUUUUUAGUCUGAUAGACACUGAGGCAUUUUAAAGCUAGAAUCCUUAAUUGAAACAAUAACAAAGUGGUCACUGUGUUUUGGUAAAAAAGCUGAGGGAUGGGCCUGGAGAAAUGUA
Messenger RNA from Salvelinus namaycush (lake trout), 1952 nucleotides. RefSeq names its product refilin-A-like. The transcript has 4 exons. Bases 423 to 1079 code for a protein of 218 amino acids. Gene Ontology annotation, molecular function: filamin binding. Lineage: Eukaryota; Metazoa; Chordata; Actinopteri; Salmoniformes; Salmonidae. Gene Ontology annotation, cellular component: actin filament bundle. The record is from RefSeq and is a predicted model, not a curated record. Gene Ontology annotation, biological process: negative regulation of bone mineralization involved in bone maturation; actin filament bundle organization; negative regulation of chondrocyte development.